This is a messenger RNA of Dioscorea cayenensis subsp. rotundata (Guinea yam), 871 nucleotides long. RefSeq names its product deoxyuridine 5'-triphosphate nucleotidohydrolase. Lineage: Eukaryota; Viridiplantae; Streptophyta; Magnoliopsida; Dioscoreales; Dioscoreaceae. The transcript is spliced from 3 exons. The coding region runs from base 79 to 720 and encodes 213 amino acids. Gene Ontology annotation, biological process: dUTP catabolic process; dUMP biosynthetic process. The record is from RefSeq and is a predicted model, not a curated record. Gene Ontology annotation, molecular function: dUTP diphosphatase activity; magnesium ion binding.
CUCAAACUUGGAUUCGGCGGGAAAACUAAAUAAUUAAAACACAAACUUGGACUUGGCGCGCAAACCAGUUCGAAAACUAUGCUUCGAGCCAUACCUUUCCCUCGCUUUCCAUGGAUAAUUCCUUCAAAACCUUCUCCAUUGCAUCCAUUCCUUGUCUCAGUCUCUCCCUUCAAUCGCUUCACAUCCCAAAUGGCGUCCAAGAACUCCACCGAACCCAUCUCUCUUGACGCCCACGAACCCUCACCCAAGCUUCCCAAGCUCUCCCAGAACGGCAUUACCGAGUCCCGAAACCUCUCCCCCUUCCUCCGCAUCAAGAAGCUCUCUGAAAACGCUGUCAUGCCCUCCCGUGCUUCCCCUCUCUCUGCCGGCUACGAUCUCUCCAGUGCUGUUGAAACCAAAGUCCCUGCUCGCGGGAAGGCGCUAGUUCCGACGGACCUCAGCAUUGCUAUCCCUGAUGGAACUUAUGCUCGCAUAGCUCCAAGAUCAGGGUUGACUUGGAAGCAUUCUAUUGAUGUUGGAGCUGGUGUGAUUGAUGCCGAUUACCGGGGGCCAGUGGGGGUGAUUCUCUUCAACCACUCCGAUGUGGACUUCACGGUGAAGCCCGGGGAUCGAAUUGCGCAGAUGAUUAUUGAGAGGAUUUUGACACCGGAGGUACUAGAGGUUGAGGACUUGGAUGCUACUGUUAGAGGUGCUGGAGGGUUUGGCUCUACUGGUGUUUAAAUCAUUAUUAACUUCAAACUUCACUCCCUAGUUUUCCUGUCUUUUACUUUUAAGAGCUUCCUUUUGAUCUUUUGGGCUCUGUGAUUCAUGGACAAGUUUAUGACUUGCCUUAACUCUUAUAUAUGCUACCAAGGGGCAUUUGGUUUUUGGA